Messenger RNA from Eptesicus fuscus (big brown bat), 2178 nucleotides. RefSeq names its product transmembrane protein 132B (gene TMEM132B). Bases 199 to 2178 code for a protein of 659 amino acids. NCBI's taxonomy places the organism in Eukaryota, Metazoa, Chordata, Mammalia, Chiroptera, Vespertilionidae. The transcript is spliced from 7 exons. The record is from RefSeq and is a predicted model, not a curated record.
GCUGCCAGAAGCAGGGUGAACGGCUCCCUCUCGGAGAUCCUGCAGGUGGACCUGGGGGUGGACAACAGCAGCGACCUGGCCGGGGCCCAGCCCGUCACGUGGCAGGUGGAGUACCCGGCGGAGGACGCAGCGGGCGAGCUCGUGGUCUCGGAGAUCUUCGUCAGCCAGACCAGCUUCGUGGGCAUCGUGCCCCUCGCGAUGGACACGGAGAUCCUGAACACGGCCAUCCUGACCGGCAGGGCCGUCUCGGUGCCCGUCCGGGUGGUGGCCGUGCAGGAGGACGGCUCCGUGGUGAACGUGUCGGAGGCGCUGGAGUGCCGCUCCGCGGACGAGGACGUCGUUAAGGUCUCCGAGCGCUGCGACGCCGUGUUUGUGAACGGGAAGGAGAUGCGGGGCCGGGUGGACACGCCCGUGAGCUUCACGCACCAGCACUUCGCCGCCCAGCUGGAGCUCACGGUCUGGGCGCCGCGGCUGCCGCUGCAGAUCGACGUCUCGGACACGGAGCUGAGCCAGGUCAAGGGCUGGAGGGUCCCCGUGGCCCCCAACAGGAGGCCCACGCGGGACAGCGAGGACGAGGAGGACGAGGAGCGGAAGGGGCGGGGGUGCUCGCUGCAGUACCAGCACGCCCUGGUGCGCGUCCUCACCCAGUUCGUGGCCGAGGCGCCCGACCCGGGCCGGCUGAGCCACCUGCUGGGCCCCGACUGGCAGCUGGACGUCACCGACCUGGUGCUGGGCUUCCUGACGGUGGAGGACCCGCGCGUGGCGCAGCUGCAGGGCGGCCGGACCCUGGCGGGCCGCGAGCCGGGCAUCACCUCCGUGCAGGUCCUCUCGCCCCGGUCGGACUCCAUCCUGGCCGAGAAGACGGUGACGGUGCUGGAGGACCGCGUGGCCAUCGCCGACCUGGGCGUGCAGCUGGUGGCCGGCCUGUCGCUGUCCCUGCAGCCGCACCCGGCCGACCGCAGAGCCAUCGUCUCCACGGUGACGGCCCAGGACGUCCUCCAGGCCCCUGGGCAGGAGGCGAUCGUCAGCGCGUGGAUCCUGUUCAGCGACGGCGCGGUGACCCCCCUGGACAUCUACGACCCCCAGGACUUCUCCGUGUCCCUCUCGUCGCUGGACGAAAUGGUGGCGUCCGUGCGGCCGAGCCUGCAGCCCCAGUGGCCGGCGGUGGCCGCGGAGGGCGAGGGCCAGGGCCCCCUGGUGAAGCUGGAGCUGCUGAUCAGCGAGCCCUGCCAGAAGUCCAAGAGGAAGAGCGUGCUCGCCGUGGGCAAGGGCAACGUCAAGGUCAAGUUCGACCCCCACGUCGACCGGGGCCACGGAGGCACCAACGACAUCGAGGGCGUGAGCCGGGAGUACCAGGACCCGCUGAGCAACUCCAUCCCGCGCGGGGGAGGCCGGGAGAGGGCGGCCCCGGGGCGGCCCCCCCACGGCGCCCCCUCCGGCCACGGCCCCGAGGACAGCGCCAACCGGAGCGCCACCCCGCCGCCGCCGUGGCCCCUGGGGAGGAAGGACACGAAGCGACCCCAGGGCGGCGGCGGCCCCGACGCCUCCACGAGCUUCCCCACGCAAGGGCGGUCGCAGGGACCCCACCCCGCCGCCGGCGACCUGACCGUGACCGCGCGGGGGCUCACCGACCUGGAGAUCGGCAUGUACGCGCUGCUGGGCGUCUUCUGCCUGGCCAUCCUCGUCUUCCUGGCCAACUGCGUGGCGUUCGCCUGGAAGUACCGGCACAAGCGGCUGGCGGUGAGCGAGCAGGGCGCCCUCCCGCACUCGCACGACUGGGUGUGGCUGGGCCACGAGGUGGAGCUGCUGGAGAGCCCCGUGGACAUCACGCUGCCGUCGGAGGAGGGCGCCGCGCUGGACCGGGGGCUGCCCUUCGAGGAGAGGAACUUCCUCCUGAACGGGGGCUCCCAGGAGGCGCUCCCCAGCCAGCUGCUCCGACCCCCCGACUACGUCUACGAGACGGACCCGCGGCACCCGCCCGCCACGCCCGCGGGCCCCAAGAGGAAGCGGGUCAAGUUCACGUCCUACACCACCAUCCUGCCCGAGGAGGGCGGCGCCUACACCGACUCCAUCCUGUUCCACGGCGAGGACAGCGUCAAGUGGGUGUGCGCGGACCUGGGCCGGGGGGACCCCCGGGACUUCCGGGGCUACAUGGAGAGGCUGCGGGACCAGAUGUGA